Molecule: messenger RNA, 10594 nt
Organism: Hippoglossus stenolepis (Pacific halibut)
Lineage: Eukaryota; Metazoa; Chordata; Actinopteri; Pleuronectiformes; Pleuronectidae
Product: E3 ubiquitin-protein ligase HECW1
Exons: 30
Coding region: 225-5201 (1658 amino acids)
Biological process (GO): regulation of dendrite morphogenesis
Molecular function (GO): ubiquitin-protein transferase activity; protein binding
Source: RefSeq, a predicted model, not a curated record
AGGAAGAGGAGAGGAUGUGACUCUCUCUCUCUCUCCCAUGUCUCAUCCCUCUCUCUCUGCUGUUGUUUGUCUCCCUCCUUCCCCGCUUCAACCGUGGACAAAAAUGGAGCUCGGCGGAAAUUAGCCACCUCUCCCUCGUCCUCACCGCCACCGUGUUUGGAGAAUGAUCCACCGGCAGCUCGUUUUGUCCCAGGUUUUGGUCUGCUUUGGGUUGACUGGUCAUUAUGCUGAUGCAGCUCUGUAGUUUCAAGAACUUGUACCAGAAUAGGUUCCUGGGCCUAGCGGCUAUGGCCUCCCCAACUCGCAGCAGCCAGACCCGCCAACGCUGCAAGGUUGCGGCUCGUCACAGCUACGGCCCAGACAGCUUCGCUGUGAACGGCCUGAACCAGGAGGCCUUCAUGCUGGGGCUAGCGAGGUCCACCAGUGACACCGAUCUGGUCUCGCCGGAUGCCCGAUCCACCCUCACCAUCAGCUCCUCCCACUACACCAUAGGUCAGUCUGAAGACCUGGUUAUCACAUGGGACAUCAAGGAGGACGUGGAUGCUGGAGACUGGAUUGGAAUGUAUCAAGUUGAUGAGGCUUUGUCGGAGAACUUUCUGGACUAUAAGAACCGAGGAAUCAACGGCUCCCACAAGGGACAGAUAGUUUGGAAAAUUGACUCCACCUCCAACAUCAUCGACUCUGAGACCCAGGUCUGCUUCAGGUACUACCACGGCGUCACUGGAGCACUGAGGGCUACAACUCCCACUGUAACCAUCAAGAAGGGCCCGACACCCGUAUUAAAGCCAGUGGUUAGUCCUGAAGUCAACCAUGGACUGGGCAACAGGAGACUCAUCAACUUCUCCCUGUCAGACCUCCAGGCAGUUGGUUUGAAGAAGGGGAUGUUCUUCAAUCCUGACCCCUACCUGAAGCUCUCCAUCCAGCCUGGAAAGCACAGCAUCUUCCCCUCGCUGCCACACCAUGGCCAGGAGAAACGCUCCGCAGUGGUCUGCAACACUGUCAACCCACAGUGGAGCAUAGAGAGGUUUACCUUUGUGUCUCUGCCUACUGACGUCCUGGAGAUCGAGGUGAAGGACAAGUUUGCCAAGAGUCGACCGAUCAUCAAGCGUUUCCUGGGGAAGCUCUCUGUCCCUGUCCAGAGGCUCCUGGAAAAAAAUGCCAUCGGGGAUCGGGUCGUGAGUUACUCUCUGGGCCGCAGGUUGCCGACAGAUCAUGUGUGUGGCCAGCUGCAGUUCCGCUUUGAGCUGACCUCCUCCAUUCACCCAGAUGAGGACUCCCUGGUCAUGGAGGCAGCCUGUCCCGAGGGGGAGAAUGCAGAAGAUGCCAACCAUGCUGCUGAUGCUCCUGAUGACGACACACUGAGCGUGGGACCAGACAUGCCUGACCUGCCCUUAGAUGCCUCUCCUAACCCUGAGACGUCCGCGUCCCCAGCCUCCGCAGCUGAGGAGUCAACACCCGAGGAGGUGCGAUCUGGUGCUGAGAUGGAGAUGGAGGCGUCACCGGAGGUGGAGCAUGGAUCCACGGAGGAGGAGAGCACAGAGAGGCAGGAGCCCCCGUCUGCUGAGCCCCAGGUGGAACAGGAGGAGGGGGCCUCAGCUCCGCAGCAGGAGGAGAGCAGUGGAGUAGGGGAAAACGAGGGAGGAAAGGAAGACAGGCAGUCGGAGGAAGAAGAGGAGGAGCAGAUGGAAGUGUCAGCACCACAGGCGGAGGAGGGAACAGGGGAAGAAAUGGAGGUUGGGCAGGAAACUCAGCCAAAGCCAGACUGUGACAAUCCUGUAGCAGUAACAACAAAUGAUGGGGGCAGUACUGUGGAGGAUCCCACUGAGGAAACCCAGGACGCUCCUGCAGAGCCAGCAGGCAGUGCCCAACAGGAGGGGACAGAGGGCGGAGAGAGAGGCUGCAUCCCCUGUACUUGCAAGUCCCUGUUCUCAAACCACAACUCCCAUGCUCCCCCGCGCCGUAAAACCCGCCCCUGCUCCCUCCCGGUGUCAGAGCUGGAGACGGUGAUCGCCUCGGCCUGUGGUGAGCCGGAGACGCCGCGAUCCCACUACAUCCGGAUUCACCACCUCCUUCACAGCCUCCCGUCGGCCCAACAGAGAGCUCCUAGCCAGGAGGAAGAGGAGGACGGGGAGGGAGAGAUCACAAUCACCACUCAAGAUACCUCCUCCACAUCACCUACGCUCAAAACAUCCAAAGACAGAGAGGAGGAGGGGCAGGAGGACGAGGAAGAGGAGGAUACAACCCAGUCUCCUUCUCAGGUCCUGGAGUGUCCAGGUCCCUGCUGCCGGCGGUCUCUCCCCCGCAGCCUCUCCAUCGAACGCCUCUCUGAGCUUAACCAGCUCCUGGAGGGUGAAGGAGGACACCCAGCCAUCAGGAGGAUCUCUCCUUCCUGUUUAGAGAGCGAGGAGGGGGACUCCAGUACCGGAGGAGGAGGAAGACGAGUCGGCGGGAGCACCAACAGACCUCCAAAUGAAAACGAGUGCGAGUUUUGCGACACGUCCUGCUACAGCACGUCCUGCUACAGCACUUCCUGUUACAGUACGUCGUGCUACAGCAACUCAGGCUAUGAGGCGAGGAGCCGCUUCUGCAGCCACACCCGCCUGUCAUCAGUGGACAGCAACAGGCUCUCCGGCAGCACUGUGUUCUCCUCGCAGGAUGAAGAAGAAGAUGAGGAGAGCGCCUUCGAGUCGGUACCUGAUACGGCCAAUGCACCUGAGGGCCAGGAGGCGGGCGGGGCAGGAGGCGAGAGGAGGACAGGGAGGUGUAAGGAGGCCAGAAGGGGAGAGCAGGUGGAACCAGCUGUGGCCGGGCCCAGCGACAGAAACAGCAUUGGCUCAGACUUCUCCCCUCCUGUCGGCCAUCUUCCAGUCCUGCGACCCAGCCAUGACCUUAACCAUUAUCCUGCUGCCACUGACCAAGCCUUACCUCCAAACUGGGAAGCUCGCAUCGACAGCCACGGCAGAGUUUUCUAUGUGGACCACGUCAACCGCACAACAACCUGGCAGAGGCCGAGCAACAGCGGCAAGUGUAACCAUGGCAUCCCUCGCUCAGGGUCCACCCAGCAGAUGGAGCAACUCAACAGGAGGUACCAGAACAUCCAGAGGACGAUGGCCACAGAGGAGGAGGGAGGCAGUCAGAGGUUGGAGAGGAGCAGCAGCACAGAGACUGAUUCUGACUCUGCUCAGACAGGCCCCGCCUCCCCUGUCAAUCACCAGAAGAUCAGCCAUCUCAUCCAAUCACCUGCUGUCAAGUUCAUCACACACCCGGAAUUCUUCACUAUGUUGCAUAGUAACUAUGCAGCCUACAGGAUGUUCACCAGCAGCAGCUGCGUAAAGCACAUGAUCCUGAAGGUGCGCCGCGAUGCCAGGAACUUUGAGCGGUACCAACACAACCGGGACCUGGUGGUUUUCCUCAACAAGUUCGCAGACAUGCAGAUGGAGCUGCCGAGGGGCUGGGAGAUCAAGACCGACCCCCAGGGCAAGUCUUUCUUCGUGGACCACAACAGUCGAGCAACGACCUUCAUAGACCCUCGGAUCCCUCUGCAGAACGGCCGGCUGCCGGGCCACCUCGCCCACAGGCAGCACCUACAGAGACUACGCAGCUACAGCGCAGGGGAGGCCUCCGAUGUGUCCAGGAGUCGGGUGGCUUCUCUGAUGGCCCGGCCAGGAAACAGCCUGGUAGCCGCCAUAAGAAGCCAGCAUCACACUGACCCACAACUGACCCCUCCAACUUACAAUGACAAGAUCGUCGCAUUCCUCCGACAGCCAAACAUUUUUGACAUGUUGCAGGAUCGACAGCCCAGCCUGAGCAGAAACCACGCACUGAGGGAGAAGAUCCACUACAUUCGGACAGAGGGGACCCAGGGGGUGGAGAAGCUGUCAUGUGAUGCCGACCUGGUCAUUCUGUUGAGUUUAUGUGAAGAGGACAUCAUGUCCUAUGUUCCACCUCACCCCAUCCACCCCGGCUUCAGCUUCUCUCCUCGCUGCUCUCCCGUCUCCUCACCACAGAACUCUCCCGGCUUACAGAGGGCCAGGGCUCCAGCUCCGUACCGCAGAGACUUUGAAGCCAAACUGAGAAACUUCUACAGGAAAUUAGAAGCAAAGGGCUACGGCCAAGGACCGGGCAAAAUUAAGUUGCUGAUCAGGAGAGAACACCUACUGGAAGGAACCUUUAACCAGGUGAUGGCGUACUCCCGCAAAGAGCUGCAGCGGAACAAACUCUACGUCGCCUUCCUGGGGGAGGAGGGGUUAGAUUACAGCGGCCCAUCCAGAGAGUUCUUCUUCCUCUUGUCUCAGGAGUUGUUUAAUCCGUAUUACGGACUGUUUGAAUACUCAGCCAAUGACACUUAUACUGUUCAGAUCAGCCCCAUGUCGGCGUUUGUCGAGAACCAUCUGGAAUGGUUCCGUUUCAGCGGUCGUAUCCUGGGCCUGGCUUUGAUUCAUCAGUACCUGCUGGAUGCUUUCUUCACCAGACCUUUCUACAAGGCCCUGCUCAGACUGCCGACAGACUUGUCUGAUCUGGAGUAUCUGGACGAGGAGUUCCACCAGUCUCUGCAAUGGAUGAAAGACAACGACAUCACCGACAUCCUGGACCUCACCUUCACCGUCAACGAGGAAGUCUUUGGCCAGGUAACGGAACGGGAGUUGAAGUCAGGCGGCUCCAACCUGCAGGUGACGGAGAAGAACAAGAAGGAUUACAUCGAGCGAAUGGCCAAGUGGAGAGUGGAGAGAGGGGUGGUGCAGCAGACUGAGGCCAUGGUCAGAGGCUUCUAUGAGGUGGUUGACUCCAGGCUGGUGUCCGUAUUCGAUGCACGGGAGCUGGAGCUGGUUAUUGCCGGGACAGUUGAGAUCGACCUCGGUGAUUGGAGAAGCAACACAGAGUACAGAGGAGGUUACCAUGAUGGUCACAUCGUGAUGCGCUGGUUCUGGGCCGCCGUGGAGCGCUUCAACAAUGAGCAGCGCCUGCGCCUGCUGCAGUUCGUCACGGGGACGUCCAGCGUGCCCUAUGAAGGCUUUGCCGCCCUGCGGGGAUCCAACGGCCUGCGACGCUUCUGCAUCGAGAAGUGGGGCAAAGUCACAUCACUACCCAGGGCUCAUACCUGUUUUAACCGCCUGGACCUGCCUCCAUACCCUUCAUACACCAUGCUGUAUGAGAAACUGCUAAUCGCUGUGGAGGAAACCAGCACAUUUGGCCUGGAGUGACACAGACAGAAAAUGAAGAAUCAACACUGCAUCCGUCCGGGUAUCACACCUGGCUGGGCCAUAAUGCGAAGGAAAGGGCUCUGGCUCUGGUGGGCUCAUGUGGUACAGAUACCUGGAUUGUACUGAACAAAGAGGUUUUGGUCAUGUGGAUGUGUGUAUGUCACUGUUACGGUACCAUGUGGUGAAAUCUUUCACUUAGCUAUGCGGAUGUUUAUGACGGCACCCAGCACUUAGUACACUGCAGAAGGACUAGAGUUAUUUUUAUAUUAAUCAUUAAGACCGGAUAAUAUGAAUCACUGAUAUGGCGGUACAUGUAUACACAAAGAAAGGGUAUACAAGAUGGAUUCAAGAUCAUUUAUAGUUGCAUGCCCCAAAAUGCAUAAUCCAUCCAAUGAUACAAAUAUUUAUAUAUAGAUCAUAACAAAAGCAAAUAAAGACAAAUGUGUACAAAGUAAGAAAAAACAGUGACAUACCUGGUUUGAAAUUUUAAAAAUAUUUAAGUAAUAAAUCAAUAAGUAAUAAAAGAUAGAAAAUGCUUAUACAGAAAAAUACAAAGAAACAAAUGAAUCGAAUCAGAAAGAAAAAUAAAAGGUAUAAAGACAAGAGAAGCUUAAAUAGAAGCAUGUUAGACAUCAAAUGAGGGUUGGAGAAGUAAAAUGACACUUUUACUUGAAAAAUGUUGUGUGCUGAGGAAAAUUUUUGUUUUGCAAGAUUUGCAUCCUGUGAAUCCUUCAAAUGUUGACGUCGAAAUUUGUAAAUCUUCUUUGUGAAUUCAAACUUGAAUGCUAUUGAUGCGUGCAAAGUCCUGCACACAAAUUCUCAGGUGGUUUGCUGCUCGAAUAUAAUUCUGAUAAUUGUAAAUUAUUUACUCAUCCAGCCAGAUAAUCUAUUAAUGUUGCUUUAAAAAAGUAGUCCAGAGUAUAAUGCAGAAGUCUAGCAGCAAAAGGAACAAUCAUCUUUGGUUUUUAAUCUGGAGAGCCAGCAAGGAUCUGCACUGUGGCAGGUCAAUAGGAUCUCAGACUGGGACCCUAAGAAAUGCGGGAUCAAAGAAAUGCAAUGUAGCAAGGCCUCAGGUAGAGCUUGACAAACAAAUCUAUAAUUAGAACUAGUGUAAAGAUGCUUAAAUUAUAUAGACCUCGUCUGUUUGCUUCAUUCUAAGAAGUAGUCACCGCACAUUAACUUUAGCAGAAGGCAUUUGGAAAACAAACACAAAUUAUUCAGACCUCUAGAAGGCUAGUGUAACUCUUUCCCUAUCCACAAGAAUGCAAGGGUCCACUGUGCAGACAUCCAUGUACCCCCCCAAUUUGUUAGCGUUGACUUUUCCAUGCUGGUUUUUGGGCCAAUACGCUGCAAGGGCACCAAUUGCUCAUGCACCUAUCCAAGCAGAUUCCCAAUGGACCAGAAAUAAGUAUAACAACUACGCAUUUGUGAUGUUUCAGAAAAUAAAUACAGCCCAAAACAGAACUAUAGGAUUUGGAUAAAAUUACCAAAAUAAUUAGCUUGGAAGGACCACUGGACCACAGAAGGGAUACUUCAAUGUAGGAAACAGUUAACUCAUCAAUGCACAUUAAGUUAUUAUCCUCUCAGUUAACCAUGGCAAGUCAAUGUCAAUCAUUUGAAAGUCAGUUCUUUUCUUCAGCAAACAACUCAGUAUGGAGUGGUGACACUGGAGAAGUGCUGAAAGAAAGAAACAGGAAUGGUCUGGCACACUGGAAUUAGGAAAAGAGUAAUAGAGGAAUACUUCAUACUACAAACAUCCUUCAGUUAGAAAUUGCGAUACAGAGCACUAACAGCUAAUCCAGCUAAUGGGUGUGUCACACCCCCUUAAAUGGGUGGGUCUUAUGGGUAGUUGCAGGCUCCUACUACAAUACUUUGUCCACUUCUGAUACUCAAGAAGUAUUGGUAGGGGCCAGAUAGGCCUAGAUCUGGACAUGCAUCUUCCCAUUCUCUGUGUCCCAGGGGCACAAAUAUUUCGGUAUCUUUGGACAGGAAUAGAAAGAACUUCCAACAGUCUCUCCAAGCCGUCUGGCUCUGCAAGGCUAUUAACAGCAGAGACAAUGAUGUCAUGUCUCCUCUUUCAAAGUAGCCAUCAAUUCCAAGACAAGGGCUUCUGGGAUUUCCUCUGUGGAGUGUGGUCACGUUGACCCAGCAAACAGGUAGUUCAUGAGUCCUUGACUAAAAAUAAUGCACAUGUCUACUCCAACCGGAUGAAGGGGACUUUUUAUGAAUCCUGUUGGCCAGAACGGUGCUUCAUCUGUCAGCAUCUCUGGUCCUGCUGUUUGAAUGGGAGCUUCUUGUCCUCUUAUUCAGGUCUUCCACUGAUGAACCUCUCUGUCUGUGUACCAUGGUGUUGCUCUGUGCACCGAGCAGGUACUCCAACAUCUGAACCUUUACUGUCUCAAACAAGGGGACUAGUGCAAAGCAGCAUGUGGGUCUUCAAGGGCUUCAUCGGAUCGGGAUCCUUAACUGAGAAAGCUGUUCUGCUAUAAACGUCUCAUGUGGACAGGGGCCCUUGGAUGAACCAGUGUAAUAUAUGCAAUAGUUAAUAGACUGCAACAUAAGUCUGUUUCACAGUCUGCCAUAUUCUUUAGGACAGUGACUGACUGCAGUGUUCCCUCCACAUUCCUGACCCUCUGUCUACAUCUCUUGUCCAGUAAUGAAACUGUGCCUCAGUUACUUACUGCCUCAUAUGUGGCCUGUGAUUUUCAGACUUGAUACUUCAUAUCAGACAAGUCCUGAGUUCAGAAUUUGCAUUGGUUCCUUUUGAAAACUGUUAGCAUGUUCCCCUGGUGUUCACAUGGCUUUCCUGUCACGCUCGAAACACAACUCUGGUUUGUCAGAAACUCUGACACCCGAUUUACACGAAUCAUCUCCAUCCGUCUUCAUGCACAGAUAUUAAAUAUCUAAUAUCCCAAAAAAGCUAAGAAAAAAUCAACCAGACGCAUAACAGCUGGAUUGAAAUCGGACACAUUUUAGCCAGAUGUGUAAAAGGUGUAAAAGCUUUAAUCUCUCAAAGCCACAUACGUUACAGUUUGUCAUUGCAACCAUUGAAUGAGCUGUAUAAACUUAAAGGGAAGAUCCACUGAUUUGAAAACUGACACUGAAGUGUUCUCAGGUGUUGCGUGGUACCACUGCAUAUGUGAAAACAGUUGUACAAAGCCUUUUCUAAUCUCCGGAGUGAGCUGUGUGAAGUCUGAUAAAUGUCUUCAAGUUGUGUCUCUUGUGUCAGUGUCAGCUGGGUCUGAAGAUGACAAGUUGGAAAAUGAAAACAAUCUGCGCGUGGGAAGUUCAAAAGAAGUGAGUUUACCACUCCCGUGUAGCCCACUCCUCAUCUCUGAGGCUUCAGGCUACGUUAGCCUCUAUUAGCAAAACAGACUGUUGCAAUGAGGAAGAAAGUGGGAAAUAAAAAAGACUGAUUAUAUUCAUUUGUAGUCCAUUAAUGCGAGUCGUCCCUGUGUUCUUUAGCUUAAGUUACUUUGGUGCCAAACUCUAACCACACCUUAACCACCCCUAUUUGCCAUGAGGACAGCCUUUACCAACCUUAAACACAAUGUAUUUGCGAUGCAUUUGCAGGAUAUUGUAUAAAGCGAGAAUGCUUUUAAUUGUUGCCCUCGGAUGGAGAAAAUGAACAUUAUCUUAGAUUUUAGAGAAACAUCCGACAGAGACGGUGUUUUCUGGCAAAGGGGUUAAGUUAUGAGUCAAGUGUAAAUGGGGCCUAAAUUAAGUGAUUGGCCACCUGCUGCCCUGUUGUCAACCCAUUGCAAGCUGUUAAAGAUUCAGCCACCCACCUCCUAAUCCUCCAUAGAGAUUCCAGGCUUUUUUGUUCCCCACAUGACGUUAUACUAUUUCAUUUAUUAUAUUGUUAACAGUUGAAUUCACAAGAUCAAUCGAACGAUGCUUGAUGCGAUGCUUGUUGUGUUUUAUUCGCUCAAUCACUGAGAAUAAUCAAAAUGGGGUAAUCGGGGCGCUACAAAAGCAACAGAAAUGCAGGAUACCAUGUUUAAUUGUUGCAGUGGGACAGACCACAGUAUAUGUGAAGAGUAGACAUUGUGAGUUUAGGAAUAGAUUUGAUCAGAGUCCGAUAUAACUGUACUGGCAGUGAGAACAUUUGCAACACUGUGGCGAGGCCUUAUCCACACAUCUCUCCGACCUACAGGACAAGGCUGUGAUUAUGUUGCAUUCCCAGUGUUUUUUUCUACAAAUCUUUUGUACUGUUAUUUAUACUGUAUUGUAAUUAUAAGUGAUGGAAAGUCCUGAAGCUUUCCUUGAAUGUUUUGUUUGUUUGCUUUUUUUUUUUUAUUUCUUUUUUUUUAAAGAAGCAUCAGUCCAACAGUUUGCCUUCACUUUCGAAGCCUUUGUGUUUUAAUAUGUGUCUUUUUAAUCAUCUAUUAAACUAGCUGGUCAUCUGCCGCUACAUUAAGCGCUGCAUUAAGCUACGUUUCCAUUCAGUUCACAGUGUCUCGGUUUUUCUAAUUACCACUGUCACUGGUGGCAUCAUCACAUUCAUUAUUAAGGUUCUGUCAAUGCCUUCACGGAUUUUUCUUCCAUGUCAUAGCUUAUAUAUAUAUAUAGAUAUAUACAUAUAUAGAUAGAUCAUUUUACUGUACCAUGAAUUUCAAAGCCAAGUGUAUUCAGUAAGUAAUCUGCUUCGAGCAAUUUUGACAACAAAUGAAAUGCAUCAAAAUAAGAGAUUUUUGUAUGUAAUUUGAUGUAAAAUGUAAAGACAGUGUACAUAAGUCUUGCUCUUAUUAGGUUUAUAUGUUGAAUACAUGCAUUGUAGAUCUUGAACACUGGUAUUUGUUCUGGAACAAGGAAAAACACUCCCAUAACACGGAUGCAUUAGUGCACCAAGUCAAGCUAUUAGAGAAAUAUUUAAUUAAGCUUUUGGACAAGUAAUAAAUCAUGGGGCGUCUACAGAGGGGUGAAGUGGUGGCAAAUUGUAGCAGCAGUUUGGUAUUUGUGUCUGUUGAAGUUAUUUAUUUGUUCAUUUUUAUUUUACAAAAGGGAAUUUUAGCAAAGGGAAUAUGUGAAUGACUCGAUGGAUGGUGGCAAAUUUACUGGGAAGUGACACUGAAGCAUGCAUAUUUUUGUGUGUGUGUGUGUGUGUGUGUGUGUGUGUGUCCGUGUGUGUGUCUGAGAGCGAGAGAGAAAGAGUGUAUUACACAUUCUGUAUGUACAUAAUGUUGAAUAGUACAGCUCUGUCUGAGAACAGGUUGCUAAAUACUCAGGCUGUGCUAAUGCUCCACCAUACCAUACAACUGUUUAUGAAGCUCAAUAAAAAGGUCACUUUGUUACCUUGCUGCCAUUGUGUGUAUGUAUUGUACAGACUCAAACUCUGUGUGACCGUCAAAUAAAAUCUCAAGGUUCUUUCUUGACCUUGGAAACAGACAAAA